AUGGCUUUCUUCCUCGUAACCUUCUGCUGCGCUUUUGCUGCGCUGGGCUCAUUCCUCUUCGGGUAUGAUUCCGGCGUGAUCUCAUCGAGUAUCGAACAAGAGGCUUUUCUAGCCCGAUUCGGCUCUCCGGGGUUAUCUGAUGCCGCCGCGGGAGGAAUCAUCUCGUCUUAUACCGGCGGCGCUAUCGUGGGCUCGGUCCUCGCCCCGUACAUUUCCGACUACUAUGGCCGUCGAAUGGUCAUCUUCCUUGGUGGUCUGCUUGCCAGUCUUGGGGCUGCCCUCCAGGGGGGCGCGGUUACCAUUGCGAUGCUUAUCGCUGGUCGAUUCAUUGCGGGCAUUGCUAUCGGCCAGAUGUCAGCUACUAUUCCUGUAUAUUGUAGCGAGGUUGCCCCACCUCAGAUUCGAGGCUUAUUGGCCAGUAUGCAGCAAUGGAUGAUCGGUCUGGGCAUCAUGAUUGCCCAAUGGGUCGGAUACGGCUGCUCCCUCCACGGCGGAGUCUUCUCUUGGCGCUUCCCUCUCUGCUUCCAGAUAGUUCCAGCCUUCAUCCUAACGAGCGGCAUCUGGUUUCUCCCGGAAUCCCCAAGAUGGCUAAUAGAAAAAGGCCGAGAAGGCGAAGGCCGCUCAGUUCUCGCAAAACUUCACCUAAACCGUACCGCAACAAACAAUAACCUUCUCGAACACGAACUCUCCCAAAUCCACGACAGCCUCUCAACAGAACACCAAACAACAGUACGCUCCUGGCGCCAGCUCCUCACAUCCCCAGCCUGGCGCCGCCGCAUCCUCCUAGCCUGCGGUCUCCAAGCAUUUACGCAAUGCUCCGGCACAAACGUUAUCCAAAACUAUGGACCACGUCUAUACAAAUCCCUCGGUUUAUCAACCUCUACCUCCCUAAUGAUCAUCGGAGUCUGGGGGGCCCUGGCCCUAGUGUGGAACACAGUGUUCAUGACCUUCAUCGACAAAGUCGGCCGGCGCAAACUGCUCAUUCCCUCCCUGUUAGGUAUGGGCGCGGUGAUGUGCGUAGAAGCCACACUAGCACGGUAUAUCGACUUCAGCGACCCACACGCGAACCAGAAUGCGCUGCGCGCUGCUAUCGCCAUGUUCUUCGUUUUCAGCCUCUUUUUCACGGCGCUCGGGAUGAUUUCCUGGAUUUACCCAGCCGAGAUUUUCCCCACGCCUAUCCGCGCGCGCGGUUCAUCGCUUGCUACAGCGACGAAUUGGAGUCUGAAUCUUAUAUUCGCGCAGUGCUCGCCUAUUGCACUGACAAACAUCGGAUACAAGUAUUUCUACUGUUUUGUUGGGUUUAAUUGGGCGGCUAUGGUUAUCGUUUGGGCCUUUUAUCCUGAGACUGCGGGCCGGUCUCUGGAAGAGGUUGAAGAUGUUUUCUCUAGUCGGGCUGUGAUCGAGGUGUCGGACCAGGGUGACCUUGAGACGAGUGUGGCUACGGCUCCGCGUUCGCAGAUUCGUCAUAAGGGGCUGCAUCCGCUUUCUAUGCAUCCUACUGAUUAUACGGUUGGCAGUGUGGAGAUUAGUACUAGUCUCAGCGGGUCGGAGAAGGGCUUGGAAGGUUAA
Molecule: messenger RNA, 1569 nt
Organism: Penicillium antarcticum
Lineage: Eukaryota; Fungi; Ascomycota; Eurotiomycetes; Eurotiales; Aspergillaceae
Product: sugar porter family MFS transporter
Exons: 4
Coding region: 1-1569 (522 amino acids)
Biological process (GO): carbohydrate transport; transmembrane transport
Cellular component (GO): membrane
Molecular function (GO): carbohydrate:proton symporter activity
Source: RefSeq, a predicted model, not a curated record